Lindgomyces ingoldianus is the source of this 2270-nucleotide messenger RNA. RefSeq lists its product as uncharacterized. Lineage: Eukaryota; Fungi; Ascomycota; Dothideomycetes; Pleosporales; Lindgomycetaceae. Gene Ontology annotation, molecular function: metal ion transmembrane transporter activity. Gene Ontology annotation, cellular component: membrane. Gene Ontology annotation, biological process: metal ion transport; transmembrane transport. The record is from RefSeq and is a predicted model, not a curated record. The transcript has 3 exons. The coding region runs from base 406 to 2016 and encodes 536 amino acids.
CAUGUUAGUCCCCUGGCUUCACAAAAUCGUACUUCAAAGGAAAAGCAAGAUGUUUGCAAAAAAAGACGAGGCACUUUCCUCGAACCAUUUGAAGAGCACGGAUGACGUGGCGGGCUCUGCAGGCGCUCCGGCCCCCAAUUGCUAAGCCUCUCACAGAGCCGCAUUGGCGCUUCAAAACCGCUUUCCCCUCAACUCUGCAGGUUGCCGACUCUUCCCUCCCGAACUCCUUGAAUCGCGAUAUUCUAAGUCUCACAUGGCACGAGUUUCUAUCCAGAGAGACCUUAACUGUUAUUGAGCUCAUUCGUCUUUUUGAAGUGCAAGAUCGUCGUCUUUCAAGGUUCAGCCUUGCAGGGGGUUGGGGUGGUCGCGGUGGUUUGUUUCCGAGUUAGCCCUUGAAGGGCCAAGAUGUUUGGUGCGAAUGGCGCGAAAGCCCCAAAUUCGACUCCAAAAGUGGGUGGGGAGAAGGAGAAAUCCUCGACCAAUGAAGAGGAAAUUGGCACUUGGUUGUGCGAGAAAGGGCCAUAUCAGGAAUACAUCGCUUCACUAAUUGGUUCCAUUCCAGGGCUUAAGCACCCAGAUCCUAACAACAAGGAUCACCCUCUAAAGCCCGGGAAUGCGACUGUCAUUCUUCUAGAUGCAUCGGCUGCUGGACAGCCAAACUUUGCGAAGGAACAAUUUAAGAACCCAUCAGGUCUGCGGAGGCACCUUGGCACCACAAAUCAUUCGCACGACCGGAGAAGAAUAUACAUAAUGGAGGGUCUUGCUCAAGACUACGUGGCGAUACUUGGAGGGCACUUCUUUAUGGAGCCAUUGUUCUUCCAGAGGCAAGAGCGUACUUGCGUUUGGAGUAACAGAUUCACCCCCACGAGCGACGCUUUGCCUCAACCAUCCCUCCUAGACCCGGAAAAGAUGUUUCACCUGCAGUAUUGCGAACUCCGUCAAUUUAGCAAAACGAUGCCAAACUCGCCGUUCUUCUGUCAUAGAACAGGGCGUCACGUUGGUAUGACGCCCGCACGGCACGCAGAGAAAACCACCGCAGGUAUCCUUCGUCGUAAGAUUUCUUGGUGGUGUAGACAGACCACUGGUGGUGGCUGGGAUGUUGUCAUUCUCUGCGAUCCUCAGCUCCACGACCUUUCAAAUCACGACGGAGUGAAAUACGAUUCCAUAACAAAUUCUGCCUUUCAGGACGGAUACAAUGACUUCCUUCCUACUCCAGAUCGAGAUCGGGCUCAUUCUAAACCUCAUCAUCCCCAUCAUUCAAUGUUGCAAGACCUUUGUCAUUAUCUCGAGAACCAUUCUGAUUUGAUUUCCGAGAAAGAUUGGGAGAAACCCGUAACCUCGUCCUUCUUCCUCAAGAAAAUAGUUGCCGCACACUACCUCCAACUUGUCGAUUAUAUAAAAGCCAUGCUUCCAUCGCUCGAGCUUCGCCUAACAACAGCCUGGAUCGAAGAGCAGGAUCAAUGGAAGAGUCUGCAGACGAUUAGCCGUCGCUGUGGUAACUAUCGGGACGAUAUCGAGGACACACUUCUGAGUCUCGGCUAUCCUGUCAACGAAUUCCAAUCGCCACGGCGUGUUGACUGGAGGGAUGACCAGAAAGAUUUCCAGUACAUAUACUUCCGUCUGAAGAUCCUCAAGCAACGCGCCGACACUCUCAUGCAAGCGAUGACCGGUCUCGCAAGCAUAGCCGGAAACCGACAGAAUCUCGAAGAAGCCAAACGAGUUAAGCGCCUGAACAUUCUCGCAUUACUUUUUAUUCCUCUAGCAUAUACGUCAAGUCUAUUCAGCAUGUCGGAAGCAUUCGCGCCCGGAGCCGGGAAGUUUUGGAUCUAUUGGGUCAGCGCUAUACUCGUCCUAGCAUUCACGUUUCUCGCAACUUGGUUGAUGGAUACCGCAUUAGAUGAUGCUGCACAAUGGAAAUUAGGGCCGUUGAAGUUUCUAGGCAAGGACACUGAUAGAAGACCGAGGCCUAAGAAGACUGGGACUGGUCUUUGGGAUAAGCAUGUUCAUCGAGGUUGACAAUGCCUGUUGUUGUCCUCUUUAGCCUUCGCGUCUCCUGGUUGCACGUUGGGGCCGUUCCUGAUAUUUGUCCCCAUUCUUAGUAUUUCCUAAGUAGGCAUUGUGUCGCCUUGGGGGGUUUUUUUUUCUUAUUCUACCAAGGAACAGGUGAGCAUGAACUCUAAGUAUUUGGAUAUACAUGACUCUACGAUGACCUAGAACUAAACAAUUUAUUGUACAAUUUGAACGAAUAUAAAUUCCUAGAACACCAACAU